AAGGAGUCCCUAUCAAAUUGACUUGAACGAGGAAUGGUAGGUGGCGUUGAGAGGAUUUAUGAACAUCUUCUGUUGCAAGUUCAAGAGCCAUAUUAUUUUCAGAUCAAAAGCUUUGUUUUUGUUACGAGGGAUUCAAUGCAUUUAUUGUGUUAACGAGCCAUUGAAAGUAAGGAAGGAAAGUUAGAGAAGACAGGUUGAUUCUUCGGAUUUAGGUUAGAAUGUUUUGCAGUUCUGUUUGGAAGAGAAAAGUGGAUGUUGGAGAGGAAGUACGAGAAAAGUCAAAUCGAUAAAAGCAACAUCUGUAUAAUUACACCACACAUCUCUCGAUAGAAAAACUUACCAACCUUACUGCAUUGAUCCUCUCCUUCGCUUCCAUGGACAACGCCUCAAAGCCACACGCGGUUUUUGUCUCUAGCCCCGGCGUUGGCCACCUUGUCUGUAACCUUGAGCUCGGCAAUCGCCUUGUCGCCGAUCACAAUUUCCACGUUACCUUCUUCGUCGUCCUCGAAUCUCCAGGCGCCUCACCCGGCGAAUCCCAACUCAUCCAAUCGGCCACCACUCAGAAACUCUUACACGUCGUCGUACUGCCACCCGCGGACGUCUCCGGCCAAGUCGGUCCCAAUGCUCCGAUCUUCACGAGACUAACCGCGGUUAUGCGCGAAAUCCGGCCAAUUCUCCGGUCCGGUAUCUCCCUGAAGCCUAGCCCGACUGCUAUCAUCGUCGAUGUUUUCGGGACUCCAGCUCUUGCUGUCGCCGAUGAAUUUCACAUGUUGAAAUACGUAUUUGUCACCUCAGCGUGGCCUCUAGCGUUGAUGCUAUACGUGCCGAUCCUUGACAAGGAGAUAGAAGGAGAAUACAUCGAUCAAAAAGAACCGUUAAGAAUCCCGGGUUGCAUGGCCGUUCGGCCGGAAGAUGUGGCUGACCCGCUGCUGGAUCGGACAAAACAAGAAUACAACAUGUUCGUACAAGUGGGAUCGGAGAUGCGGAAGAGUGAUGGGGUUUUGGUGAACACAUGGGAAGAUCUAGAUGCCACGACGCUUAAGGCCAUGAGAGAAGAGGAAGGUUUCGGAUCGGUACCUGUUUAUGCAGUUGGACCGCUGAUCAAACAGGUUGAACCCUCUGCAGUUUCGAAGAAGAGCGACCUUUUGGAUUGGUUAGACCAGCAACCAAUAGAAUCCGUGCUGUAUAUUUCGUUUGGGAGUCUUGGGGUGCUUUCGGCACAGCAAAUCACUGAGCUUGCUUGGGGUUUGGAACAGAGCCAGCAGAGGUUUAUUUGGGUGCUACGCCCACCCAGCAAGAGGGAUUCGUCCGAAGAAGACGGCAGAGGCAACGACGCCUUGAAUUACUUGCCCGAUGGGUUCUGGCAUCGGAUCGGGAAUUUGGGAAUUGUGGUCACCCAAUGGGCUCCACAAUCGGACAUCCUCAGCCAUCGAUCUACAGGAGGGUUCUUAUCUCACUGUGGGUGGAACUCGUCGCUGGAGAGUAUACUGAGCGGCGUGCCAAUGAUAACGUGGCCUCUCUACGCGGAGCAGAAAAUGAAUGCAACAAAGCUAGCUGAGGAGGUGGGAGUGGCAGUUCGGCCAAAGAUUGCACCGACUAAAGGAGUAGUAGGAAGGGAGGAGAUUGAGAUGAUGGUGAGAAAAGUUAUGGAGGACCCGGAAGGGAAGGCUAUGAGGGUUAGAGUUAAGGAACUUAAAAUCAGCGGGGAAAAGGCCUUGGUUGAGGGUGGUUCUUCUUUCAAUGCCAUGUCUCACUUGGCAAAGCAAUGCUUGAUUAAUGCCAUGUCUCAAAGCCAGAUAGUGAAGGGUCCGUAAGCAACUUCUCCCUCAAAAGGAGUUACGAUUUCAUAGCGGACAAGAUCCAUCUAGAUCUGUCUCGUGAAUAAUGUAUAUAUAGAAAUGUUGUAUUUCUCCUUUCUUAUUAAUGCGAGUAUUUAUGAUGUACCCAGAUUUCUUGA
Juglans microcarpa x Juglans regia is the source of this 1957-nucleotide messenger RNA. RefSeq names its product anthocyanidin 3-O-glucosyltransferase 5. The record is from RefSeq and is a predicted model, not a curated record. Lineage: Eukaryota; Viridiplantae; Streptophyta; Magnoliopsida; Fagales; Juglandaceae. Gene Ontology annotation, molecular function: UDP-glycosyltransferase activity.